AAAAGGCCCAGCCGAGGGGAAGAGAGGAACAAGUCUUCGUCGUCGUUUGCUCGUCGCUGUAUUGGCUUUUUCACCAUAUUAGCGACGUUGGGGCUUAUUGCAGCGCACUGAGAAAACUCUCGCUCUCGCUCAGAUAAUCGAACGGAUUUAAAUAGAUUAUCGUUGCUCAUCAAGGGGAUGAUUUCUGAGGAUCCUUUUGGCGCACAUGUAGUAUGGAAUAACGGUUUUAGAGGACACUGGGGUUCCUUGGUAUGACCAGAGUCUAGGGGGUUGGCAUAUUGAGCACUACGUUCUAUGUCAUCUAGGUUUUAAAAUCAAGUAACCAACAUAGAAAGAAAUCAUGGAUGAAAAUCCUGUCAUGCUUGUUUUGUAAUUUCCUUUAACAUAUCAGCUAUCAAUCCUCUCCGCCACAUGCUAGUUAUGCCAUAUUGGUUAAGCGGAUGCAUUCCUUCUCUUUAUUAUAUCAUCAGGAAGAGAAGUUCGGAUUCUAAAGAAACGAAAUGAGUGGAGGAGGAGAGAAGGGUUCAGCAGCCACAAAGACACCCGGAGAUUUUCUCAAAUCAAUUCGUGGGCGACCUGUUGUUGUUAAACUGAAUUCUGGAGUUGAUUAUCGAGGUAUUCUCGCAUGUCUGGAUGGGUAUAUGAACAUAGCAAUGGAGCAAACAGAAGAAUAUGUGAAUGGGCAGCUGAAAAAUAAAUAUGGCGAUGCUUUCAUUCGCGGAAACAAUGUUCUCUACAUUAGUACAUCAAAGAGGACACUAGCAGAUGGAGCUUGAGUAUUGGACUAUAUAUCAAGCCAUGUGGUUCAUCUGCAGUCAGGCUUUCAAUGUUUGUAUUUCUGAUGUAAGAUGAUGAUAUUGAUUUGGAAAUGAGAAUUAGACAGUGCUGCUCUAACUUGGACAUAUGCAACUUUGUUAUCUUUCUAAUGGGAUAAGUAUCAAAUAUCUAAAUUGAAGAUUGAUGCGUUAUUGUUA
Molecule: messenger RNA, 974 nt
Organism: Carya illinoinensis
Lineage: Eukaryota; Viridiplantae; Streptophyta; Magnoliopsida; Fagales; Juglandaceae
Product: sm-like protein LSM36B
Exons: 4
Coding region: 501-776 (91 amino acids)
Biological process (GO): maturation of SSU-rRNA; mRNA splicing, via spliceosome
Cellular component (GO): U4/U6 x U5 tri-snRNP complex; P-body; nucleolus
Molecular function (GO): RNA binding
Source: RefSeq, a predicted model, not a curated record